Molecule: messenger RNA, 792 nt
Organism: Symbiodinium pilosum
Lineage: Eukaryota; Dinophyceae; Suessiales; Symbiodiniaceae
Source: the annotation of a GenBank genome assembly
AUGGAGGCCCCACGGCCGCCCCAGCUGCGGCUAACGCCGCAGCCACCAACAAAGUCGCAGUCCACGCCAGCGCUGAGAGCCUCGCAGCUGCGGGGCCCGGGCCCGGGCCCCUCAGAGCAGCCGAUGUCCAAGCGCUAUGACGUUUCCAUCGGCAUUCUUGGGAAGGAGACAUCCAAGCCAAGGCCUGCUCUCCAGGCUGUGCUGCGCUCCAUGAGGCGUCCCAUACACGAGAUCCAUGGCCUCGACACUGCACACUGGCUGGCCUCUGUAGAGCGCGCACGAUCCGCCGAAAGGCGGCGGCGCGGUGGUGUUGACAAGCGGCCGGUGCCAUCGUGGAAUUUCCGAGGAGGCGGUCCGCUGCAGCCCAUCACCAGCGCUGGCGCCGGCGCUGCAGAGCUGGUGAAGGAAAAGGACACAGAUCUCAAAGGCGGCCUUGGAGCCAGUCUCGGGGCCUCCAAUGCUGGGGCCCAGUUGCGACAGAAGUUAGAUGAGCAGCUGCGGCGCCAGGAGGAGCUUCAGCGACAGCUGGCGCAGCUCCAGCAUGGUGAAGAGGAGGCCAAGUCUUCUGGUGUGCCGGCAGAGCUUCCGCGUGCUCCGGAACGGACAGUCGCAGAGACGCCUGCAAAGGCUGAGCCAUCUGAGCCAUCUCCGACGGCGAACAUCGCUGUUGAGAUGGACGAUGAGGCUGUACUCCAAGCCCUGGAGGAGCAGCAAUCGUUGCGGCGCAGCCUCCGUGCCAAGCUUCGACACCUGCUGGGCGACAGGAGCGAAGAGACGACCCAGGAUCCCAAG